AUGAGAGUCUAUUUUUACGUUUCUAAGUGUCAAGAUAUUCCACCACCCGGUUGGAGGACGCAACUCCAUUCAAAAUUCCUAGAAUUACAUCCGGAACUCCUGAUGACAGAACAGAAUGUGGUAGACAGAAAGAAUGUGAUUGUAAAGAAAGGCUAUGUAACACCAACUGAAAUAGAAACAAUAAGAAGAGAAGUCGGACAAAAACUCACGGUGGAGCAGGAACAACAUGAAAUACAGGAAAACACUGAGGGACUAGCAGAUAUAAGAGAAGAACUUCAAGUAGUACAGGAAAAUGCGAGAGAGCAGACAGAAGAAAGAGAGGCAAUAAUUACAGAUCAGGACAGACCAAACAUAAACGAGGUUGAGGAAAGAUAUUUAAGCAAUUUAAGUUUUCUUCAAAACAUAGAUCCCUUAAAAAGGCCAAGACUUCCACAGCUAAUUAUGAAACCAACCACAAAAGUCACAAUUACACAUGUUGACGCUGUGCUGCGGAAAUACCUUACAAAUGUAAACAGUUUGGAAGUGGUGCACAAUACCAUCUAUACUGCAGCUACUACAGUGCUAGAAAUCAACGGUCGGGCAAUACAUUUUGAACAGGAUACCGCACAUAGACAUAACAAAAGCAAAGAGCCUCAAUGGAAAACCAGAAUUACAAGAGAAAUAGAUGAAUUCAGAGCUAAAGCCGACCUCAUAAAAACCUACCUGGAAGGAAUAAGAACAGCAAAAAUUAAAAAGAAAAUUAAAGAUGUCCUAAAAAUUCUAAAGAUUAAUGAAGGUUGCACAGACUUAAAUCAGAAACUAACAGAACACUACGACCUUAUGAGACAGAAAGCAAAAGCUAAAGGGGCAAUACUAAAGCGUUACAAUGAGGCAAACAAGCGUAAGUCACAGAACAGAUUAUUUGCUGAGAACCAAAAAAAGUUUUAUAAGAACAUUAAUAAUGACAUCGAAGACGUCCCUGAGACAGCAGAAAAAUUAGACAAACAGGCAUUUGUAGACUACUGGAAAUCGAUAUGGGACACACCAAAAACCGCGGAUUUAAAUGCACCUUGGUUGAAUAAAAUUGUACAACACUCCUCAGAAAUUCAAGAAAGGGAAAACCCAGAAAUAAACCUAGAGGAUAUAAAACUAGCGUUAAAGAAAGUCCAUAAUUGGAAAGCUCCAGGACCGGACAAUAUCCAAAAUUUUUGGCUCAAGUCCUUUGAAUCAAUACACCAGCCAUUAACUAAAUGCUUUCAACAAGUGCUUCAAAACCCAGAACAAAUACCUAAAUUUCUUACCAUCGCGAACACAUACUUGCUUUUCAAAAAAGGAGAUCCUGCUGAUCCGCGUAAUUACAGACCCAUUACUUGCCUGUCAGUACUGUACAAAUUACUAUCGGCUGUUAUAAACAACCACAUUUAUAAGCACUGCCAAUUGAAUAACAUAAUAGCUCCGCUACAGAAAGGAUGCGCUAGAGGCUCCAGAGGUUGUAAGGAUCUACUUAUCUGCGACUCUGUAAUAUCUGAGCAAGCUCGAGCCAAGCAAAGAAAUCUGCAUGUGGGAUAUAUCGAUUACUCCAAGGCAUAUGAUUCGGUACCACAUAAUUGGUUGAUGAAAGUACUGGAGAUAUACAGAAUCCAUCCAAUUAUACAAAACAUCCUAAAACACUCAUGUCUAAUUGGAAUGUAA
Molecule: messenger RNA, 1671 nt
Organism: Sitophilus oryzae (rice weevil)
Lineage: Eukaryota; Metazoa; Arthropoda; Insecta; Coleoptera; Curculionidae
Exons: 1
Coding region: 1-1671 (556 amino acids)
Source: RefSeq, a predicted model, not a curated record